Guyanagaster necrorhizus is the source of this 1566-nucleotide messenger RNA. RefSeq names its product general substrate transporter. Gene Ontology annotation, cellular component: membrane. Gene Ontology annotation, molecular function: carbohydrate:proton symporter activity. The record is from RefSeq and is a predicted model, not a curated record. Gene Ontology annotation, biological process: carbohydrate transport; transmembrane transport. Bases 1 to 1566 code for a protein of 521 amino acids. NCBI's taxonomy places the organism in Eukaryota, Fungi, Basidiomycota, Agaricomycetes, Agaricales, Physalacriaceae. The transcript is spliced from 5 exons.
AUGGACGUCCAACCACCUACCAGUCGAUACCUUACAGCGCUUCGUAACUCUCAAGGAAGGCCUUUGAAUCAACUGAGAGAACUGAGAGAACAAGUACCUACCUAUGUUUGGUGCUCUCUCUUUACUGCUCUAGGGGGCUAUUUGUGGGGCUAUGAUACAGGAAGCAUUGGACCUAUUACCGUUAUGCCUCAGUUUGAAGCUCAGUUCGGCGCUCUCUCACCUGCAGCACAAGGACUUUUGGUCUCCUCCAUCCUCAUUGCAGCCUCCAUCACAUCUCUCGUAGCCGGUCCUCUGUCUGACCGCAUUUCCAGAACACGUACAAUUUCUAUGGGCGGCGCAGUGUAUGCGGCCGGCUGUGCCAUUGCCUGUUCUUCGCAACAUCGCCCCCAAUUAUUCAUUGGUCGAUGCAUAGCUGGUGUCGGAGAAGGUUUAUUUAUCUCCAGCAUCACGGUUUAUGUCACGGAAAUAUCGCCUCCGGCCAGUCGCGGUAGACUUUCGACGUGCGUGCAGCUCUUCAACACGUGUGGAGUCAUGACAGGUUUCUUCACUUGCUACGGAACUGUCAGAGUACAUGGAAGCUUCUCCUGGCGCUUCCCACUGGCAUUGCAAGCUGUGGUUGCUGUCAUAUUGGCUGCGGGGACUCCGUUUUUCCCUCAUUCUCCUCGAUGGCUUAGACUCGCGAACCGAUAUAGGGAUGUUGAUGAAACAAAGCGACGUCUUGGUGUCGCCGGAGCAGGUGCCGAAGAUAAUUCAGUCCACGAGGAGAUUCCCAACAUCCGGGGCCACUUUGGGCAAGAUAUAAAAAACCUUUGGGGCAAGGACAUACGCAUGAGAACACUCUUUUGUGUCUUUAUAAUGGCCAUACAACAGGUGUACUCAUGGUUGAUAGCUCUCUGGCAGUACGCACCAACACUCUUCUCGCAAGCUGGUUUGUCAUCCACGACCUCUUCGUUCCUUGCUUCUGGCGUUUCUGGAAUUGUCAUGGUGGUACUCACUUUCUGUUCUCAGUGGUUCCAGGACAAAUGGGGCCGUCGUGCUCAAAUGAUUGGAGGCUCUGCUGUAUGUGGUUUUGCGAUGCUCAUCAUCGGUUCCAUUUAUCUCUCGCACGCCAACAAUACUCAAUCCGGAAAGACGGUGAUUAUCUGCUUCAUCUACAUAUUUAUCGCGGGGUUCAUCUCCAGUUGGGCCAUCGUGUGCCGUAUAGUAUGCAACGAAAUACAGCCGACCCAAACCCGCGCGGCAGCUUCCAGCUUAGGCCAAUGCGCUAACUGGGUAGUGAACUGUAUAGUAGCGUUCUCGACACCAUUGUUCUUGAACCACUCUACUUCGGGUCCGUACUUUUUGUUCGGGGUCUGCUCCUUGUUGAAUGCAGCUGUGUGUUUUGCAUUCCAACCGGAGACCAAGGGAUUGAGUCUGGAGGCAAUUGAUAGUGGAUUUGACGAUACGCCGUUCCAGUCUGCUAUGAGGCGCAGGAUUGGAAACCUGCGAAACCGUGGCAAUGAUAAUACUGGGGAUGAUAUAAGUACGUCGACUGCGAUUGAACUAGUAGAAGUGUCUAUAAUAUAA